Plenodomus lingam JN3 is the source of this 888-nucleotide messenger RNA. The record is from RefSeq and is a predicted model, not a curated record. Lineage: Eukaryota; Fungi; Ascomycota; Dothideomycetes; Pleosporales; Leptosphaeriaceae.
AUGACCCCGCCUUGGGUAACUUUUGACAGCAUUACGGCGUGCGGUGGUGACUACGCCAAUGGCGCUGAGCCAGAUAUUGGUGGUGUUGGGGUCGUCCUCUCCUUUGUCAUCGCAAGCAUCAUGACCACGGCGGCCAGCAUCUUCGCCAUGAUCCUCGACCAAGCCUACGAUUCAAAGGGCCAGUUCACACCAAGCGCGACUGUCAAGUACAUUCGAGAGCGGUUUGUGGAUACAGAAUGGAAGAAGGAAUAUGCGUGGCGGCCCUUCCUUGACCCCCUCAUCAUUAGGUUUGGUGAUCAGCAACUCGUCACGGGAUAUGCUGUGCUGCCCAGCGGCUGGAUCAAGGUGGCGCAAAACACGUUCGAAGUCCAAGGCGCUCAUUUUGUCCUCAUCCUAUACAUUUGCGCACUCUCCUCGUCCUCUCAACUCGCCGCGCUCAUUACACUACGCAAAUACUUUCGCAAAUACCGCAUGGUUGCAAAGACUCGUCUUACGGCAGUCAUUGUGUUUGCUGUGUUUCUCCUCACAUCCAUGAUUGCUGCCAUCUGCAGGCCACCCACAGGAUAUGAAUAUGGCGGCGCCCUUGUGUGCAUCUUCCACAACCCCAGAGGCCAUCCGGUUUUAGUCCGCGCAUCGGCGUCGUCCAUCACUUCCAAGCAAGGCCUGAUCCGACGAGCCGCAAAGCCAUUCUCCCCAGCACAAGUCAGCCUCAAAGUGAUUUACUAUCUCUUCCAGAACCCAAUCAUCGCCUUUGCAGUCCAAAUACUGCUUGCUGUACUGUCUGUCAUUUUGAUCCUAAGCCAGAAAGUCUCAGUACCACGUAAUGCAGAGCAGUUCUGUGGGCCGCAGCACAGUGAAGAGAACGUGUGGGGCUUUGGCAGACGCUGA